This is a messenger RNA of Thalassophryne amazonica, 6955 nucleotides long. It is a transcript of the gene sema6a, whose product is annotated as sema domain, transmembrane domain (TM), and cytoplasmic domain, (semaphorin) 6A. The record is from RefSeq and is a predicted model, not a curated record. Gene Ontology annotation, biological process: axon guidance; positive regulation of neuron migration; negative regulation of axon extension involved in axon guidance. The transcript is spliced from 20 exons. Gene Ontology annotation, molecular function: chemorepellent activity; semaphorin receptor binding. NCBI's taxonomy places the organism in Eukaryota, Metazoa, Chordata, Actinopteri, Batrachoidiformes, Batrachoididae. The coding region runs from base 485 to 3562 and encodes 1025 amino acids.
GAGAGAGAGAGGGGGAGCGCGUGCGCGUGUGAAGCUGGUGGGUGACAGCUGGGAUCGCUGCGCGCCGCGCUCCAGUCUGCUAAGAGGCUUCAUCUCCAAAUAGGAUGAGCGUCGGCUUUGGCUGCGUUCAGCUCCACGCGUAGUUUCGGGACACCCGGUUCGUUCAAUCUGCCUGAAGGAGUUUCAGAGGCCAAACGUCGGCUUUUUGUCCCUCUCUCCUCCUCCGCGUGGAUUUCCGAUGGAUAUUCCGCUUUGAAAAGGUAUGAUUUAAGCGCGGCAUGUAAUAUUCAUAAAAAAGAAGCGCAAGAGAAAAGUAGCGCUCCUAUUGUAAUUCUCCAGCGAACACCGACUGACUGCCUUCAGAGCGCCUUCAUGGAUUAAUAAAAGAGCGACGUUCCCACUCCGAGCGAGGACAUCCAUUUAUGAGCUGAAGGUCGAGAUACAUCUGUAGCAGAGGACCAGCUGCAGCGGUGUUGGUGCGACCAUGAGGUCAGAGGCCUUCUUACUGUACUUCUCACUACUGCAGAUUGUUGGGGCGGGCUUUCCCGAAGACACUGAGCCUAUCACAAUCUCACACGGUAACUACACAAAACAGUAUCCAGCCUUCGUGGGCCACAAACCUGGUAGGAACAACACCCAGCGGCACAAACUGGACAUCCAGCUCAUCAUGAUCAUGAACAGGACUUUAUACAUCGCAGCCAGGGAUCACAUAUACACGGUGGACACGGACACUGCCAAUGGUGACGAGAUCUUUUUCAGUAAGAAAAUGACAUGGAAGUCCAGGCAGGCAGACGUGGACACCUGCCGAAUGAAAGGAAAGCACAAGGACGAGUGUCACAAUUUCAUCAAAGUCCUCCUGCAGCAAAAUGAUGACACCUUGUUCGUCUGUGGAACAAAUGCUUUCAAUCCAUCUUGCAGAACCUACAAGAUGGACACUCUGGAGGCUCUGGGAGAAGAGAUCAGUGGAAUGGCACGCUGUCCAUAUGAUGCUAAACAUGCUAAUGUUGCCCUUUUUGCUGAUGGCAAGCUGUACUCGGCCACUGUAACAGACUUUCUAGCGAUCGAUGCGGUCAUUUAUCGUAGCCUAGGCGACAGCCCGACUCUGCGCACUGUCAAGCACGACUCCAAAUGGCUCAAAGAGCCCUACUUUGUCCAAGCAGUCAAUUACAGGGAUUUUAUCUACUUCUUCUUUCGGGAAAUUGCCAUGGAGUAUAACACUAUGGGAAAGGUGGUGUUUCCUCGGGUGGCCAGAGUUUGUAAGAAUGACCGUGGAGGCUCACCCCGUGUCCUGGAGAAGCAGUGGACAUCCUUUCUCAAGUCCCGCCUAAACUGCUCCAUCCCCGGGGACUCCCACUUCUACUUCAACAUCCUACAGGCAGUGACGGAUGUAAUUCACAUCAGCGGGAGGGAUGUAGUGAUGGCAACCUUCUCCACACCUUAUAACAGUAUUCCAGGCUCAGCAGUGUGUGCCUAUGACAUGGCGGAGGUGGCCAGUGUGUUCACAGGGCGCUUCAAGGAGCAGAAAUCCCAAGACUCCACCUGGACGCCUUUUCCUGAAGAGAGGGUUCCUAAGCCAAGGCCCGGAAGUUGUGCCGGCACUCCAUCCAUGGAGAGGUAUAAAGUCUCCAAUGAGUUCCCAGAUGACACACUCAACUUCAUCAAGAUGCAUCCACUCAUGGAUGAGGCUGUGCCCUCCAUCGCCCACAGGCCCUGGUUCCUCAAGACAAUGGUCCGGUAUCGUCUAACACGUAUUGUCGUGGACAAUGCAGCAGGUCCUUAUAAGAACCAGACAGUGAUCUUCCUGGGAUCAGAGAAAGGCAUAAUCCUUAAAUUCCUGGCCAAGAUAAACAAUGGCUUCCUCAAUGAUAGCUUGUUUCUGGAGGAGCUCAGCGUCUACAACCCUGACAAAUGCAGUAUUGAUGGUGUGGAAGACAAGAGAAUCAUUGGCAUGCAAACAGACAGCAAGAGUCACUCUCUGUGGGUUGCUUUCACCUCCUGUGUGGUUAAAGUGCCACUGUCUCGCUGCGAAAGGCACGGAAGGUGUAAGAAGUCCUGCAUAGCAUCCAGAGACCCGUAUUGUGGCUGGGUGUCCGAAGGAGCCUGCAGACAGGUGGUUGGGAACACCAAAUCAGCCUUUGAGCAGGACGUGGAGCAUGGCAACACAGAUGGCCUGGGAGACUGCCAAAAUACCUUCGUGGCAUUGAAUGGCAAUCAUUCCAGUGAUGAAGGCCACCAUCACCACCAUCAUCACCACACCCUCUCACUGCCCACCUCGGCCUUACCCGAGGCCGCCGAGGGCCCGCUGGGGCGGGGCCGCAUGGUGGAGCGGAAGGACCCCCCUAUGAGUUCUGACAAAGGGGAGGACCCCUACUUGGCCGUGCCCUCUCAGACUCAGCCCGAAGCCAAUGGUGUGAUCCGAGAGAGCUACCAGAAGGGUCGUGACCAGCUGGUUCCUGUGACUUUGUUGGCUAUCGCGGUCAUCCUAGCUUUUGCCAUGGGUGCGAUCUUCUCUGGCAUUAUUGUCUACUGUGUCUGUGACCACCGCCGUCGAGAUAUUGAUCUGACAGGCCGCAAGGAAAAGGACAGUCACCACCUGCAUUCCCGCCGGGGGUCCAUGAAUAGUGUGACCAAGCUGACAGGCCUGUUUGAGACACAGGCCAAAGAUGGACACCCUGAGGCUAUUCUCACCCCUUUGAUGCAUAACGGGAGACUGACAUCACAUGGAAAGAUGUUAAUCAAAGCAGACCAGCACCACCUAGACCUCGCUGCUCUGCCAACGCCUGAGUCCACCCCCAUGCAGCCCCGCCGUAAACCCAGCCGAGGCAGCCGUGAGUGGGAAAGGAACCAGAACCUCAUCAACGCUUGUACAAAGGACAUGCCACCUAUGAACUCACCCGUUAUCUCGACAGAUCUGCCCCUGAGGGCCUCACCGGGACACAUCCCCAGUGUGGUGGUCCUGCCUCUGCCACAGCAUCAGCACCAACUUCAGCCACAUCUCCAGCAGUCCUACCAGCAUGAGUACGUGGAACAGCCCCACCACAGUGACAUCACCAUGGGCCACAGCGUCAUAGACGACCAGGGUGCCACUCUGGAGUACAAAACUGUGAAAAGUCCCUGUCACAACCUCACUAUGAUGGAUCCAGAUGGCGUGAUGCCUCCCCGUGUGCCCCAGCGAGAGGCUUCUCUCACCGUCCCCCCCGCAGUCCCACAGAUGGGCAAACGUCUGGAGGUCCACUCAUCAGUUUACGGGCUUCGGAAAGGAUCUGGAUCCUCUGCUUCCGGAUUGUCUGCCCUUAAGAAGCACAACACCAACUCAUCUAACUCCUCCCAUUUGGCGAGACAUCACAGCUUCAACCGUGUGGAGACUCCGCCCCCUGCGCCUCAGAGGGUAGACUCCAUACAAAUGACAGCCCAGGGCAUAUCUCUGUCGCGGCAGUCUGGAAUGAGCUCCUACGGUUCCCUGCCUCGAACAGGCAUCAAACAUCUCAAGCCUGAUGUUCCACCGAAACCCUCCGUAGUCUCACUCUCAACAAAAGUCAAGUCCAGUGACUCUUGCACAUAGUCGACUUAUUAGCCUGUCAAUCCAGUGUGGGAGGACAUUAGGCAGAGGUUUCUCCAACGGGGAGAAAAACAGGGAACACUGUACAACUUGCAUCUGCUUUUAGUGUUUUGGUUGUUUUUGUGUACAGUACAGUGGAAAAUACAACACAGUUUUUUUUUUAAGAAAACACUUUUAUAUAAAUAUGUAAAUAGUAUAUAAAUGGUUGUUGUCUUUUUGUCAGAGUCAUGCUCUGGCUGGAUUCCAGUUUCUGUGUGGCCACACAUGGGAACGCGCUACUGAAACAGAUGGCGAUGACGCUAGUUCUCAAUAUUUCAUCCAUUGGCACCCUGUAGCAUCCACGAUGGCGACUGUCUCGUAUGUGUUGUUCCUGCCUAUUGGGAUGUGACUGAUCAUGCUGGUGACAGACAGUACAGGUCAUGUGAUGGGUAAUCAUUGUACAUUAUCAUGCGGACUGGGGAAUGGGAGAGUGAAUUUGAACUGGGAGAACAGACUGCCUGACCGAUGGUGGAAACUGUGAAAAGCCUCUCAGUGUUACAGCAAUCACGUCCUGCCGGCUUUGUCAGAAAGCCUGGACCACAAACUGGUUACUGAAUAACACAGGACUUUUAAUACUAAUAACUUGUUGUAUUUAUUUUUAUUAAGUGCUUUUGAAAAAAGUCAGACUUUUUUAGGCUCGGUGAGAGAAAGGACUGGAGAUAAAUCUUUCAUCAUAAUCAAUCACAAGAAAAAAGAAAUUUAUUUAAAGUCAUGAAACUGGAGCCAGUAGAACUUUCUUGAUGACGUAGGUCUUAAGUGUGUGCUCAGCGGGAUACAGAUAUUUAUUUAAACUGUGCCAGAUAGGGACUUUACAAAACCAGAAUCUCCUAUUAUUUUAGACCAAUCACAGAAAGACUUCCUGAAUCUCACUUUUUUACUCCUCCAAUGAGCAUCCUGCAAUCAGCACUGUGUUUUUUUGUUUUGUUUUUGUAACACUUGUCCUGAUUGGCCGCUGGCUUACAGGUGCCAUCCCAGCUCGCCGCUGCACGCUGCAAAACAACUACGAGAAGCAGCUGCAGCAGCAGCAAAGACAGUAUGGAAAUCUACACGAUAAGACGUAAAGCUGCAAGCAACGAAGCCACGCCUCCGUCACGAAAUCACGCAUAUGAGCCGGCGAAAUAAAAAAAGUAAAAAAAUAAAUAAAUAAAUCUUUAUGUUGCCUGUUACUUUUCCACAUGUAAAUUUGUGCCUUACACCCUCAAGUAGUGAUGACAUUUUUUUUCCUUUAAUAGCUGUUAACUUGUCUCCUUGUAGUAUUUUUAAAAUGAUUUUGUCUACAUUAUAAUAUAUCCCUGGUUUGAGAAAAAAGCAAUGAAUGAAUGUAGGCGUUGUUGUAAUUUUGGUCCCGAAACAUUUAACACAUUCACAGAUCAGAGAGAGGACUUGUCAAUGCACGCAUGCACACACACGCAUGCGCGCGCGCACACACACACACACACACACACACAUUCCCACCUUUGCAGUUCAUUUCUGAUUGUGCCAUUAAUGUGCUUAAAGCAGCCCUUUAUGUUGUGGCAUUGUCAACAAGAAGACCUUUUUGAUUUUCUCUUUUAUGCAUCAUAACAGUCCUGUUUCCUUCUUACUGUUUUUUUUGCUGUUUUGUUUGCAGUGACAUUUAACUGACUGAUUAAUUUAACAGUUAACAUUUGUUACUUAAGAAGGCCAGUGUAUGUGUUUCUAAUGUGACACUCACAAGGCUACAGUGUGACGUGCACGCGAGCACUCGCUGUCGCAACGCGGUCGUCGGCUUAUCGUGUGCAUCGUAGCUCUGAGCUGUUCAGGCAUUUGCAAAAAAAAAAAAAACAGGCUGGUUCCUGUGAGUAAAGGUAUGAUAUUUAAAAAUAAUAAAUAAGCAGACUAAUUAACCCCCUUUUGUGUAGGUGAAACCAGUUUAGACUUUUAAUUUUGUUUCACUAACUCUCAUUUUGAAGUCAUUAAGAGCAGCUGAGAGUUUGAAUAAUACCAGUCUGACCACUUUUCUUGUUGUUGUUUUUAUGCCCUUUCUAAUCCCCUAAUGUGUAAAUCAACUGAGCACUAUUAUUGUUGUGUGUGUCGUAAACUUUUCUUGAUAUGAAGCAAUUUUCUGUUUCUCAAUGGAGGAAAGCCAACUAUGUCUCGAUCCACAGCUGACGGACUCCUAAAUCACGGAGUCAUGUGCAACAGAUUAGGUCAAAGCGGGAACCGUGGGGGAGAUGUCCCAUUAGGAAGAUAGUCUGGGGUCAGUUGACACUUUUAUCCCAGUGAUUACUUAAAGCUCUGAUCUUCAGAGGACAAAAUGACCCACAAUUAUUAUGAAGCACUGCAUUUCCUGAAGACUAUCAGAAUGAAAUUAUUGUAGAUGGGGGUUCUUAGGAACCACCAAACCGCAUUUUACACCCUUAAAGCUACAGUGUGUAUUAACCAAAAUAGAAUAUAUAAUUUGUAACCAUCUGUUCAUCCUUGUAUAAUUACUUGUAACAAUGAUUUGCUGUGUUUUCACACUCUUAACAUGAGCUUGUCAUAUCUACAUCGGAGUGGGCCCCCUCAUGGAGGCUGCCAUGUUGGGCCACCAUGUCGGUUUAGUUGUCCAGAAGAUACAGAUGUUUGCAUUUUCCAGCAAGGCUGGAAGAAUGAAUACAAAUCAGUGGUUACUCACCUAUAUAUAGUCUACUGGUUGCUAGUACAGGCUAAGAUGUUUGAGAACCCUCAUUUUUGUGAAAUGGAGGACCAUAUAUACUGUUUAUCACAAGAGAAGGCAAUGGCAGCAUGACUACCCAUCGCCAAAGAAACAAAAAGACAAAGGGGACCAAUAUCGCAACCGAUUGCAUAAUGCAAUGUGCAACCUUACCACUAGAUGGCACUAAAUCCGACAUACUGUAGCUUUAAGCAUCUAGACCAGGAGCAAUGCUGAAACACAAGAAAAUAUUUCUUGCCUCAAAGUGUUUUAUUGUGCAUUAGAACACUGCAGGGUCCUGCCUUGAAAAAUUGCCACGUCCGUACAGGAUGUGAACAAAAAAAUUUAGACAAGGCCUAAAUGUUACAUGUUCACAUGCUGUAUUGACGAAUACGUUAAACUGUGGGUUUUUUCAGAUUUAAAUGUGUUGUCAGUGGGCUCAGAGCCUUUUUAUAAAGUCUGAGUUGAGUUUGACUGUGAAGGCUGCUGUGGACAGUGAGGUUCUUUGGUGUGUGCCUUUUUGUCUUUCACCCUUGUUAUAAUACACUGCUGUUAGAUGCAAAUCAACUCUUCUCAACUUUUUGAACUUUGUAAACUUGUAAAAUAUUGUGAUGUCACAAGGUUUUUGCUCUACUCUCUCCACUUCUUUAACAUCUGAUUCACAGCUUAAUGUAUGUUGUAAAGAAGAAAAAGAAGAAGAAAAA